This is a messenger RNA of Suillus discolor, 1488 nucleotides long. Its product is annotated as thioredoxin-like protein. The transcript has 5 exons. Gene Ontology annotation, molecular function: oxidoreductase activity. Lineage: Eukaryota; Fungi; Basidiomycota; Agaricomycetes; Boletales; Suillaceae. Bases 243 to 992 code for a protein of 249 amino acids. The record is from RefSeq and is a predicted model, not a curated record.
GUUGCACUCUCCUCAGCUUACUCACUUUUCAGCAUCUGUCCCCUCCGCGACCUCCGGCUUUCUCAGCCAACUCACCUUUCCUUCCGCCUUUUAACUCGAACAAUUUGACGGUGGCGGAAGACUCGUAUCUUUCACCUGCAAUAUCUGCUAUUUCAGUCAUAUCCUCCGUGCCCUCGUCCCCGAUUGUCUUCUGCUUCGAAUAGCAAGUCUUAGAGCGGUCCAUUAAUCCUUAUAUCACGAGGAUGUCCGAUUCAGACUCUACCCUAUCCCCCGAACCUCAGCGCACAAUUAAAAUAAUCUUCAUCUCGGAUUAUCUCUGCGCCUUUUGCUACAUCGGGAAUAAGUCUCUCAAAGACGCUAUUGCCGGAUGUCGUGACUUGGAUGUACGUUUCGACGUGGAAUUCCGGCCAUUUACCCUCCUCUGCCCAUCAUCCGCACCCGAGGUUCCCAAAGCGAAAGGUGAAAAAGUGCCCAAUCGCCGGGAAUACCUCGUUAGGAAGUUCGGUAAAGAGCAAGCGGAAAGCAAGUGGAAAGUGGUGGAGGAAUUAGCACAAAAAGCUGGGUUACCACUUGCGGAAGACGGAAUCGUGGCCCGGUCUACUCUCGCCCACAGACUGGCUGUGAAAGCAUAUAAAGUCGGCGGGCAAGCUAUGCAAGGCCACCUCAACGAUAUUUUAUUCGAUGCCAUUUUCGCCGGCUGCCAGGACGUUAGUGACGUCGAGUUUCUUGCCGAUGCAGCAGAGAAAAUUGGCUUGAUGAACAAGGCAGAGGCUACUACUUUCUUACAAGAUACUGAUUGCAAGAACUGCGUCAAUCAAAUGAUCGAAGCCGCUCGGGCGAGCGGUGUGAACGGCGUGCCUUCCAUCAUCAUCGAUGGAAAAUGGGCUUUGAAUGGCGUUCAAUCUACGGAGUGUUACCUUCAGAUCUUGCGCAAAAUUGCACAAUCUUCGUCGAUGACGGAAUGUGCAUCGAUCGUCUCAGUGGCAUCAUAACAGAUUUUACGCAUAUUUCUUUCACUCUCCUCUACCCAUACCGUGCUUUAUGACCUCAAUUCAUGCGUGCAGGUCGUGGUCAUCACUUUGGAUUAAUUAUUUAAGGACCACUCACGCAACCUCGCGUAGGAAAUUCAGUCUGAAAGGGCCUGUUGCAUUUCGUACUUUUUCUCUUGCUCUUUGUACCAUUUUCUGCGUGUUGUAUCGCAUCGCAGUUUUUAUUAGCGAGCGUGUGUUUGUAUCUUUCUUCUAUGCUAUGCUAUCUGCUACUUUACCUUGUUAGUCCCGUUUUUAAAGUGGCCACCAUGAGGGAGAGGUAGGGAAUAUAGCAUUUGACCUUCUCUGUUCCAUUUGACACGAGGAUAACCCUCUUCAAUCUUCACCCAUCUCGCGAAGUUCGACAGUCGGUUCACCGAUCUUGCCGAGCUUUACAUACCCCUGUACUGAUCAGAUUCGCUACCAUGCUACGUCAACACAGUCACCUUAUUCGGCCUUA